Dunckerocampus dactyliophorus (ringed pipefish) is the source of this 4666-nucleotide messenger RNA. Its product is annotated as core histone macro-H2A.2. The record is from RefSeq and is a predicted model, not a curated record. The transcript is spliced from 9 exons. Gene Ontology annotation, molecular function: protein heterodimerization activity; DNA binding; structural constituent of chromatin. Gene Ontology annotation, cellular component: nucleosome. The coding region runs from base 140 to 1252 and encodes 370 amino acids. NCBI's taxonomy places the organism in Eukaryota, Metazoa, Chordata, Actinopteri, Syngnathiformes, Syngnathidae.
GAAUUUUUGUCCUUUCCAGCAUCAGUAGGACCGAGCCAGCCUCCAACCAGCCGCUCUUCCUGCUUGCUGUGGGUUUAACGGGCUGAGGGGAACAACAUUGGACGCCACAGGAUAAAAUAACCACACUGAACAGAGCAGAAUGUCUGCCAGAGGGGGAAAAAAGAGGGCCACCAAGCUGUCCCGCUCUGCCAGGGCGGGGGUCAUCUUCCCUGUGGGCAGAAUGAUGAGGUACCUGCGCACUGGCACACAUAAGUAUCGCAUUGGCAUGGGGGCGCCCGUCUACAUGGCAGCAGUCAUCGAAUACUUGGCAGCUGAGAUCUUGGAGUUGGCAGGAAACGCUGCACGAGACAACAAGAAGGGCAGAAUCACUCCCAGACACAUCAAGCUGGCUGUGGCCAACGAUGAGGAGCUCAACCAGCUUCUUCGGUGCGUGACCAUAUCAAACGGGGGAGUCCUGCCUCACAUCCACCCAGAGCUGCUUUCCAAGAAGAGGGGCAGCCGAGCCAAAGUUGACAACCAGUCAUCCGUCCCAGAGAAGCAGGAAUUACAUUCCAAGAGGACCAAACCCAUCAAAUCCCCCAAAAAGGUCAAGGGAAAACGAGGGCGAAAGCCAAAGAGCACAGACAAUGACAAAGAAUCUGUACCAAACUCCACAGUGGAUGAUGGUCCCGGAGAUGGCUUCACCAUCCUCUCAGCAAAGAGCCUGUUCCUUGGUCAGAAGCUUUGUCUCACAGUGACUGAAAUUGGCAAAAUUGGAACAAUCAAGGUGGAGGCCAUAAUUAACCCAACCAAUGCAGAGAUGGACCUCAAAGACGGCGUUGGCAGUGCUCUGGAGAAGGCUGGAGGCCAAGAAUUCCUGGAGGGAGUUAAGGAGCUAAGAAAAGCCCAGGGACUUUUGGAUGUAGCGUCAGCGGCAAUGAGCCCAGCCAGCGGAAUGACGGCCCGCUUCGUUAUCCAUUGUAACGUUCCUCAGUGGGGGUCAGAGAAGUGCGAGGAGCAGCUGGAAAAGUUGGUGGAGAACUGCCUCUCAGCUGCGGAGGAGAAGAAGUUCAAGUCGGUGGCUUUCCCAUCUCUUCCUGCUGGACGAAAUGGAUUCCCAAAGCCGACAGCAGCCCAGCUCAUCCUCAAGGCCAUCUCCAACCACUUUGUGUCCUCCAGCAGCUCCUCUGUGAAGAACAUUUACUUAGUUGUGUUUGACAGUGAGAGCAUCGGCGUGUACCUUCAGGAAAUGGCCAAGUUGGACGCCAAGUGAAGAUUCUUAGUUGGCUUGCUUCUGUUAGUUUCUCACAGAUGAUGGUGUCAAUAGUUGAUAAGUGGAGAAGGUCCGAUGUGGCUUUUAGAGGAAAAUGUGAGUGCAAAGCUGUUGUAUGUUUGGCGGACAUUGUAGGACAUCCUCAGUUAUCAGUCAAGUAUCAGACAUGAUGGGGAAAAGGGAUGUUUAUGAGAUUUCACAAUCAGACAUCAGCUUGAUCACCUGAUGAGCUGACAUCUGACUGACAACUGAGGAUAUCCUCACCUACCGUACAUCAUACUGUUGAUACUUCUGUUGCUGUCCCUCAAAGAGAUUACAAGCUUUUAGAGAUUACAUAUUAAAAUGAAUUUCCUUCUGUUUGUCGUUAAGGUUGCUCAAUAUUUCCUGGGGAUGUCCUGAUCCAAAUUUUUUGGCUUCCGAUACGAUUAUUUUAUAGUCUUGCCGAUCCAUUUUUUUAAAUUGUUUUUUUAUCAUACGCUCUUGCUACAAAUAGGUCUGUCACAAUAAUACGUAAUAAUAAUAAUAAGUCAAUUAAUUGAACGCUUAAAAAAAAACAGGCCGAUAAUAAAGAGCCGUCAAUAAAUCGACAUGUGCAUGUAUGCGUGUGUGUUCUAUCUGCUCAUCUCUCUGUGCCGCACAGGCUGGAUGACAAGAGGGUUCACUCUGCAUCUGUCUGUGCGCAUUGGUUCUAUAGUGGAAUGAACGGAGAGAGUGAAAACUCUGUGCUCUCAUUCAGCCCCUUUGUGGAGGCGCGGCCACUAGUGAGCACCAAAUUAGCCUUGUGAGACAGCAUAUGCUAACAUGAAUCAAGGCACAGAAGAGACAGUUUCUAAGGCGAACGCAACAGCCCCAGUGUGGGAAUACUCCGGUUUUAAGCAUUUGUUCGAAGUGACGAGUAAGCAGGAGAACACGACCAACUUAUAUGCACACCUGAAACACAACCAUCCUUGUCAGUUUUCCUAACUAGGAAAAAAGAAAAUACUGGAGGUGCGUCAGAGCCUUCGUCCCGACAGCCAACGCUUACUGAGGCGUUUGCUCUGCAAAGUAAAUACAUGCCAAAUAGCGCAAAAUGGUCACUCGCUACAUUGCAAAAAAAAAUGCAACCAUUCAAUACAGUUGAAAAUACAUCAUUUCGGAAAAUGUUAGAAAUGUUUGGCAGACAGUACAAAUUGCCUGGACUCUUGAGUAAUUAAGUUUAUUGCAUUUGAUACAAUGUACUGGCAUUAUUAUGCUAUAUAAGUAAUGAAAUAUAGUACACUAUACUUAUGUACCAUCUAGUGGUUCAAAUGUGCAUUACACUGCUCAUGAUAAUUAUUCAUGAAAAAAUAGCUGAUGUUAUCGAAUAUCGGCAGUAAUUUGUAACACAAUUAUCUACCAGCAAAAUGUAUUUUGACAGGCCUAGUUACAAAAUUUACUUUUUUUUUGACACAGCAUGACCAACAAUAUUGUUUGGCUUUUGUAACAAACCUCUGUGAGUCAGGUCCCUAAGCCAAUAAAAGAUCCAAUAAAAGUCCAUCUAAUAAAAGAUAAAAAUGGACGUGCAAAAUACUUUUAGGAUAGGACUAAUCAUUUGACAUGAUUAAAUAUCAAUUUGUGGUGUGAUUUAGAAUAUAUGACUUUUUUUUUUUUUAACAAACUCUCUUCGGGCCCUAUGAAACCCGUUUUAUUUUUUUCCAAAUUCUGUUUUAUCCAUUUUAAUUCUUUUAGAGUUCUUUUAGAAUUCUGAUUUUUUUACAUAGAGUGUGUGCUAUUUGGUACGUCAUUGGCCGUCAUUGGUACGUCAUUGGCCCAUUUAGCCUGGUAAUUGAGAAAUGGAUGUAGGUUGGCUGACUUUUCUACUGUGAUGUCAGCCUCAGCAGAUACUGCUACAAAAUCUUCAACAAACUGUAAUGCCCGUGCUUGUGAUUAAGGAAAAUCGCAUUAUUAAUGUAAAAUAUUUUUAUGACACCCUUAUUUUGUUUACACAAUUAGACAAAUGUGACAAAGACCGCUCUUAUUUUGAAGACUGGAAGCGUGUUGCGUGUGUUGAGAAUUGCAAUUGACGGUUGAUGCGCGCUGGGUGCAAGAACAAAUGUUCCUCUCGUCUUUUUUCACUCUGAUCCUGCACGUCGUGCAUUGUAAAAGGUCCUUACAUUAAAGCUGUAAACCGCAACACAGUGAAAAUACACUCAUCCAGCCUGAGUCGUGCGCGCACACGCACAUACACACACAGGUGCACUCGUACGCUCUGCUAAACCCUGCUAGCUUCCAUUUACGCUCCAUAAAAGGGAGUUUCCAAGGGUUUUCACUGCCAUUCCAUUCCAUUUUCCUCCGCUUAUCCGGGUCCGGGUCGUGGGGGCAGCAGUCUUAGAAGGGAAGCCCAGACUUCCCGGUCCCCGACCAGCUCCACCAGGAGGACACCAAGGCGUUCCCAGGCCAGCUGUGAGACGCAAUAGUAAUUUAUUGACGGCCCAUAGUAUAAACAACCAGCGGUGAGAGCGGCACUUCCCUUGCGAGCUCCCCGCACCAUGACACAGCAGUCCGAGCACAGUGAGGGGGAACUAAUGCUCUAGCUACAGAGCCGGAUAUACAAGGUCCAACGUGAAGCUAGCCUCACCACGGUACACCGCACACAUGUCUGCAUGGUGGCGUUGCGUUUUCUUCUUCUUGCGGGUGGCAGGGGUCGAGUGGCAGCCAGUUUUGAGGCGCAUUACCGCACCUAGGCCGUUGGAGUGUGGCCAAGAGUUAUGAACGUUAUACGGCAAUCGGAUCGGCCCGAUCUUGUGGCGGAAGCCAAUAUUGUCCGAUCCUGAAGAUCGGAUCGGGACAUCCCUAGUAUUUCCUAUAGGUUUACAGCUUUGGGGUGGCAUCAUCAUGAAACACAUGCACACAUCUUUAAUUCGAUUGCUCCUCAGCAGCUACAUUUCACGGUUUUAUAAAAGAAAGCAAUAGAAUGACUCCAAAAUAAUCCACUAAGUCAAAAUAAAGAUGUGUCAUUUAAAUAAAUGUGAUUGCUCCGCUACAGUUAAAUUUGGGAUGCACACAUGCAUGUGCACAGCCUGUGUGUGUGUUGAACUUUCUGGGGGGGGGGACAGGGAUCCCUAUUAUUUUAAUGGUAAGGCAAACACUGUUUCUUGUUUGGCUGAUGUUGUCACAUUCCAUGUACAAAUAGAAGUUAUUUUCUUGGCUUCUGUAGUUUCUGAUACUGUAAAAAGAUGAUGGGUCUCAUCCUGCUUUGAAAUAAAAGGUUUUGCAUCAUUUUCCUUUUAAGAGAGUCUUUGGCCAAUGGUAUGUCUGUGAAUAUUCUCAUUCAUCCGGGUCAUUCUAUUCUCAGGGCAUUGAAUUCAUUGCAACUGGACUGUUUCGGUUGUCUUGGAAGACAUUUCACUGCUUUCCCGAGGAGGCUUCGUCAGUCCAUGCUCAAUGACUACAUAG